AGCAAAUAUUCUAGUAAUGGGAGAAGGUCCUGAAAGAGGAAGAGUUAAAAUAGCUGAUAUGGGUUUUGCAAGGCUAUUCAAUUCUCCUCUGAAGCCCCUGGCAGACCUUGACCCAGUUGUGGUGACAUUUUGGUAUAGAGCUCCAGAAUUGUUACUUGGGGCACGGCACUACACUAAGGCAAUUGAUAUAUGGGCUAUUGGCUGUAUAUUUGCUGAGUUAUUGACUUCAGAACCUAUAUUUCACUGUCGUCAGGAAGACAUCAAAACAAGCAAUCCUUUUCAUCAUGAUCAGCUUGAUCGCAUAUUUAGUGUCAUGGGAUUUCCUGCAGAUAAAGACUGGGAAGACAUUAGGAAAAUGCCAGAGUAUCCUACACUUCAAAAAGAUUUUAGAAGAACAACAUAUGCCAAUAGUAGCCUCCUCAAAUACAUGGAAAAACACAAAGUCAAGCCUGAUAGCAAAGUAUUCCUUUUGCUUCAAAAACUUCUGACUAUGGAUCCGACUAAAAGAAUUACCUCAGAGCAAGCUUUGCAGGAUCCUUACUUCCAGGAAGACCCAUUGCCUACAUCAGAUGUUUUUGCUGGUUGCCAGAUUCCAUAUCCCAAACGAGAAUUUCUUAAUGAAGAUGAGCCAGAGGAAAAAGGUGAUAAGAAUCAACAGCAGCAGAACCAACAUCAGCAACAAACAGGACCUCAGCAGCAACAGCAACAGCAAGCAGCACCUCAGCAGCCGCAGCAACCACAGCCGCAAGCAGCACCUCAACAGCAAAACAGCACCCAAACCAAUGGAACUGCGGGGGGUGGCGGGACAGGAGGUGGCGGGACUGGGGCAGGUCUCCAGCACAGCCAGGACUCCGGCCUCAACCAGGUGCCUCCAAACAAGAAACCACGCCUUGGGCCUUCAGGCACGAAUUCAGGCGGGCCUGUCAUGCCUUCAGACUAUCAACACUCCAGUUCACGCCUGAGUUACCAAAGCAACAUUCAGGGAUCUUCUCAGUCCCAGAAUACAAUGGGCUAUUCAACAUCAUCUCAGCAGAGUUCUCAGUACCAUCCGUCCCACCAAUCUCACCGGUACUAAAGAGACUUCAUAAAGGGUGUUAGAAAGGAAUGAACUAACAAUGAGUGGACUCCAGCAAUAUGAAGUUCAUAACCAUGAGAAGAACCAAAAAAAAAUGCAAAUUGUGAUGCAGAUUUUAGAAUUACAAACUUUUUAUUUACUAAUUAUUUUAAAACAAGAGACAGUUUUUAUCCUUUUUUGCCAUAAAGGAGAUUCUUGUGAAGUUUCCCUUCAGCUUGCUUUCGCAUGUGUUCCAUUGUGGUUACUCGAUCUGAUCUGAACCAAGCACUUAAACUUCUUUAACCUAUGGAAUUGUUGAAGGAUUCCUGGUGCACCUUUCUCGUGUUGUAGUAAUUGCCAUAAAUCUAACCUUUUCCAAAUCCUUUUACCAGGAUUUUAAAUUUUUGGAAUCUUGAACUCCUGGGCUUUUCAAGCGUGUAUAUAGUUAAUUUUUUUACUAGGCAGACCAGUUUAGCUAUACAGGUAUAAUGCACCUUUUAAAAGCACUAUGUUAUUUUCACAGGAUAUUACUCUUUUGCUCAUGGAUGUCAAGAACAGCAGAUUUUACUAUUCCAGAGUAUUUUAUUAUCUUUUUAGUAGUCUAGUUUUCAGAUGAGAUAUUUAAAAAAAAGAAGAAAAGAAAAAUAUUCAACCCAAGUCUCUGCAGCAGCUAUUACAUGUUAUGUGUUUGGAUUGAACACCAAACAGAAGAUUAUGAAUGUUUCUUUUAUCAUUCAGAUGAGCAUCCCAUAGAUGAUUGGUCAUUUUCUUCCAAGUGAAUUGACUGAAGCUUUGCUUUAUAUUAAGGUAUGGAAGCAAAGCAGAAGACAUCAACUUUUGUGGUUCCAGUAGAACAAAUUUGUCUAUAGUGUCUUCUUUAGUGGUUAUCUGUUACCUGCAGUGGUGUCUUUGCUCUGUGUUGAAUCUCUACAAUAGGGGUUCAGCAUCAAUGGGAUAAAGGGCAAAGGAGGCUUUGCCACUCCUUUG
Molecule: messenger RNA, 2041 nt
Organism: Thamnophis sirtalis
Lineage: Eukaryota; Metazoa; Chordata; Lepidosauria; Squamata; Natricidae
Source: RefSeq, a predicted model, not a curated record